UCUGAAUCAGAAUUAGAAAGCGCCGUUAAGGCAGAGAAUGCUCUUCCUCUCCUCUACGCCUUCUCUCUCAGUUCCUUCCACGAGAGCGUUCCAAUCUUCCUCAUCCUUCCUCCUCUUUCCUCGAAACCCUAGUUCGUUUCCCUCAACGUUUUCCAAACUCCUCAGAGCCAGUUCUAGUUCCACUGGAGAAUCAGAAUCCAAACAAAAUCAAGAACUGAUCAGAACGAGCUAUGCAGGCGUAAAGCUAGAGGACACCGUCGAUGAUAUCAAGAAAGGCAAGCUCAGGCUCGAUUCUUGGAUCUCUUCUCGGAUUCAAGGUAUCAGUAGAGCUCGAGUGCAGUCGAGUAUAAAGUCAGGCCUCGUCGCCGUGAACGGCCGCGUCGUCGAUAAAGCUUCGCACAAUUUGAGGCCUGGAGAUAAGGUUAACUGCGUGAUUUCGGAUUUGCAGCCAUUGAAGGCUGAACCUGAAGAUAUACCGUUGGAUAUAGUUUACGAAGACGAGCAUGUUCUUGUUGUUAAUAAACCUAUACACAUGGUUGUUCAUCCAGCACCAGGAAAUGCUUCUGGCACUCUUGUGAAUGGCCUUCUUCACCAUUGUAGUCUACCAACAGUUUCAUCAACAGAUGAGGAGUUUCUUUCAGAUACAGAGCAUAUUUCUGAUGAUGAAGAUGAUGAAGGUUUCUAUUCGAGUUCAUCUCAGGCAUCCAUUCGCCCUGGGAUUGUACAUAGAUUGGACAAAGGCACCAGUGGAUUGCUUGUUGUUGCAAAGGAUGAACAUUCUCAUGCUCAUCUGUCAGAACAGUUCAAGCUACAUACUAUCCAAAGAGUAUACAUCAGCCUUACUUGUGGAGUACCCUCACCACUUGCUGGACGUGUAGAUGUUCCAAUUGGUCGGGAUUUGAAUAAUCGGAUUCGCAUGAUUGCUCUACCUGGAUUGAGGAGCCAUGGACGGGUUCGUCAUGCUGCUAGUAGGUACAAAGUGAUUGAAAUACUAGCUGAUGGUGCUUCUGCACUGGUUGAGUGGAGAUUAGAAACUGGGCGAACUCACCAGGUUAACAUUAUGUGUUCAAUUGAAUUUAAACACUUCAUGUUGACUGUAAAAGUUCUUUCCCUGAUAACAUGCAUUUGAGCAUCAUUGAGUAAGUCACAGAAAAUUGUCACAGCCUGCAUUUUAGUUUCCAUUAAUGUAAUAUAUACCCCUAGAAAAUUCUCCCCUAGACUGGUGAUUUGGUGUUCAGCACAUCAAGGGAUCUUUCACCAGUUGUUCUAUAAUUCUAGUUAAUAGAUAAAAUUCUUCACAGAAAAUUGUUCUAUCAUGAUGUAAUGUUUGUUCUCUUUCCUUAUUUUUGGGCAUUAGUCUUGUUUUCCCUUUCCUUUUUAUUCUGGAGCAUAAGUGUUGUUUUCUGUCUCCUUUUAUUAUUAGCUUAUUAAGUCAUAAAUUUC
Molecule: messenger RNA, 1443 nt
Organism: Rubroshorea leprosula
Lineage: Eukaryota; Viridiplantae; Streptophyta; Magnoliopsida; Malvales; Dipterocarpaceae
Source: the annotation of a GenBank genome assembly